This is a messenger RNA of Phyllopteryx taeniolatus (common seadragon), 14120 nucleotides long. RefSeq names its product dynein, axonemal, heavy chain 1 (gene dnah1). NCBI's taxonomy places the organism in Eukaryota, Metazoa, Chordata, Actinopteri, Syngnathiformes, Syngnathidae. The transcript has 78 exons. Gene Ontology annotation, biological process: microtubule-based movement. Gene Ontology annotation, molecular function: dynein intermediate chain binding; dynein light intermediate chain binding; minus-end-directed microtubule motor activity. The record is from RefSeq and is a predicted model, not a curated record. Gene Ontology annotation, cellular component: dynein complex. Bases 429 to 13088 code for a protein of 4219 amino acids.
GCGGGCGUGCUGGAGCCUAUCCCAGCUGUCAUCGGGCAGGAGGCGGGGUACACCCUGAACUGCUUGCCAGCCAAUCGCAGGGCACAGAGAAACAAACAACCAUUCGCACUCACAGUCAUGCCUACGGGCAAUUUAGAGUCAGGUAUAGUGUGUCGUUCUGCAUAUACAGCCUAUUGGUCGAGUUGAGUAUACAUUAGCAGCGGGUUGCUCGAACAUGAACGUUGUCUAUUGCGGCUUGAAUGACGUGUGGAGCGACGUUCACCGUGACAAAGCGGCGUCGUCACUCCUUAGCGAUGACGCCGGUUUCUCGAAGCGGAAGAUUUAAAAAGCAACCGUCGGAACUCCCGUUCGUGUGGCCAAGCAAGCUCGCGAAAGUCCCGACGUCACUCUAAAAUAACACAAAAUAAGGUAUUUUAGUUAAGCUUGAGAUGGAGGGUAAACGUUUGCCUGGUUUUGGAACAUUUGGGCCCCAUUCGUCCCAAACACCUCCAAAAGAAAAGCAAUCCAGCAGUCACAGAGACAUGCUACCUCCUGUCAGAAAAGGUCGCAUUAAUAAACAGAAGGGCCUCUACUCGGAUGUCUUCACUACUUUGAGGUUUAAGACUUGUGCAGAGGAAGCAGACACCCAUCAGCGGGUAUGCACCCCUGACCUCAGUGAUUGCGAUGAUUCAGAAGACACAAGCUCAAAGUCUCCAUUUGCCAAAUACAAGUUUGACGACAAAGAAUAUUAUGGCCCCUUCUCAAAGCAAUUACUCACUUCUUACUUCAACCGUGGUGGAGAUACACCUAAGGUCCAGAUGCCCUACAAAACUGUUCUUGGCAGAAGCCCUCGUGAUUUAACCAAAGAGAGGUGUCGGAGAGAAUAUUUGAAGAUUGAUUUUGAAAAGCUCCUGGCAGAAAAAGAAAUAGACUCUAAUCUUCUAAUGCCACGCUGUUUGGACAAUAAUGACGAGCAUCCAAUUGUGUCACCCUAUCUUCCGCUUGAGAUAUUUGACAAUGUGGAGUUUGACUCCCGUACUGCAGAAGACUGGCUUGGCCUGGGUAAAACUGAAGGCUCAACUUCCAGAAAACCAAUUCCGGCAAAAGCGUUACUGCCUUUGGAUGACACAGUAUCGUUUGAAAACGGCCAACCUCCCCCAUCGUUGGAGUAUAGCUGGCAUUUAGUGGGAGUUCUUGACUACGAUAGUGAAAAAUGUCAAUACUUGGUAGAAAAGGUUUUCACAAACAGCAUGCUAAAAGAAGGAGAAAGGAAUUGCCCUGGUGCAAAAUGCCUGCAAACAGGCAACAGGCACUGGAUUCCCAGAAUCAGGCUGUUGUUCAGUGCUGAGGACCCACGUGUCUUUGUGCAGCGAAUCCAGUUUGCCAUGCACCUAAGAGCGAACUCAGAGGCCCUCAUCCUCUAUAACUUGACUGUGGACUGCAUGCCUAUCUGGGAUGAAACGCCAUCUAUCGAUCUACACUGUCUCCAUCGUAUCAAAAGACGUGCUCUCUCCGGCUCUGGCCUUAAACUGGAUAUUGUUAAAACAUGUGUAGAGAGACUGGCCAAGGAGGUAAAGCUGGAAUAUGACCGUACUAUGAAUCGCUUCAUCUUGGAUAAAAGUGUGGUGAGCCACCCACAGGAGUUUUCACACAUUAUGCUGCCACAGAAGGAACAAGAGUGUGUGCCCCUCAAAGGGUGUGUAACAGUUCCUGCCUUUGACUACAAGAAGAACCAAGCUGCAUUCUUCCACAAGUCCAUGCUGACGGAACCAAAAGUGAUCUGCACGUUAUCAGAAAUAAGAUUUGAAUGCAACAAACUAGCAACUAUGAAACUGUUCAAUGUAUCCUUAACCAAACCUCUGCGACUGGAUGAGUUUGAAGCUAACCAAGCCCAAAUGCAAACACAGAUAAGCUUGUUUCUUCGGGAGGCAUGGAUGCUUACUGUGACUUACAGCCUCCGACACAACCUUGAAACUAUUGGCAAAGGCGCGUACAACAUGAACGAGACUCACUGGGAUAUGCACAAGGUUUCCAAGUUGAACAAACUGUUGGCUGUGGUGCACUACAACCUGCAGGACACUCUGCGCAAUCUUGUGGAGGACUCACUCCUCGGCCUGAGCAAGCUGAUUUUGGAUGCAUGCUGCAGUGUGCUAACAUGCCCUGAUGACCUGGUGUGGGGGGGUGACUACAUCAAUAGCCCCUACAAGCCAAAGAACAAGCCUCUGUUCCUGGUGGAAUUAAUUUUGAAUGAGACAGGCGUAUAUUAUAAUACACCUCUGGAGAAUUUUGAGGCCUCUAUUUUAAAUCUGUUCAAUGAAGGCAUUCUGGUCACACACAAUAUACCAAUGCUUGAUAAGUUUUUAAUGAAGAGGCUGUUAUUCGGUGACGAUCCUGUGCUGGAGUCAGUACAUCUUUGUGAGGCAAAAGUAGCACAAUUGAGAGAGAAGAUCUGCACGGCUCUCAAGAAAGCUGUCAUACCCCUCAAGGCUUACGCUGCAGAAUAUACAAAAUACAUUGAGCUCUACAGCUUAAACAUAGAAGAACACUUCAUAUCCAGUAGCGAUGAUGAGAAGACAUCCAAGGCAGUAAAGAUAGAAGUGGAACAGCAUCUCAAAGACAAGGAAGCGCUCCAAAGCUCCCUGCCAUCCUCCAUAAUUAUUGGGGCAUUUAUUAUACAUGUCGAGGGAGUACGUCAGAAUCUCAUCAGCAAAAAAAAGGAUUUAGCCAUUGCAACACUGGAGCACCAUGCCGAGAAGCUAAGAAGGCAUGUUGAAGAUGAAUGUGAGGAGUUCAACACAAUUGGACACACGCUGAGCGACCGUCCCAACUCCAUUGAGGAUCUGACAGAGAAGAGGGACUGGAUGAAACAAAUUCCUGACCAGCUCAAAAGUUGCAAGGAACGUGUUGCAAAGACUUUAUCUGAGUACGAGUUAUUUGAAGAAUUUUACUACUCUUUAUCAAAUGAGGAUUUUAUGAAAAAGUGGCGAGCUAUUGAGUGGCCCCAAACGAUAAACAGACAGAUCGAAGAAGUGACCGCCCAUCUUGUUGAAGAAGAGGAACGCUUCCAGAAGGUCCAGAUAGUCGACCAGGACAUUUUUGAGCAGCGCAUUGAAGCUGUCCAGAUGACGGUUGGAAAGUUCACAGGUUUUGCAAAUGUUGAUCAUGCGACUGAGAUGGCCAAUGAGGUGAGGCGUGCAAGCAAGGAACUAAAAGAGUGCCAGGGUCUGGCUCAAACCUACAACACCAGAGAACGCUUGUUUGGUACUCCCGUCACGAAUUAUGAUCGUCUGCACAAAAUGGCAAAGCAAUUUCAGCCAUUCUUUGAUCUCUGGACCACCACCUACGAUUGGACGCAUCGGCAUGAGAGCUGGCUCAAUGAUCCGCUGACCUCCAUUGACCCUGAGCUGCUUGAGCGCAAUGUUACAGGAGCCCUGGAUACCAUGAAUAAAUGUAUCAAACAGUUCAAAGACAACCCCGAUUGCCAAAUGGUGGCAUCUUUAAUCCGUGCCAGGAUUGAGGAAUUCUGUCCUUAUGUUCCUAUGAUUCAGGGUUUGAGGAACCCAGGGAUGAGAAUGCACCACUGGCAGUCACUUUCAGAUACCAUUCAGAUAAAAGUUGUGCCCAAAGCCAACUUAACCUUGUCCCGCUGUUUGGAACUUGGCCUACAGAACCACAUGGAUGCCAUAACUCAGGUGGCUGAGACAGCUGGGAAAGAGUACACCAUUGAACAGGCCCUGCAAAAAAUGAAAGUAGAAUGGGCGACAAUUAUCUUUGAUCUGAUGCCCUACAAGGAAACUGGCACUUACAUCCUGAAGAGUCCAGAUGAAGCAUUACAGCUGCUAGAUGACCACAUUGUCAUGACACAAAGCAUGUCCUUCUCCCCCUAUAAGAAGGCAUUUGAAGCCGAAAUCAACAAGUGGGAGAGCAAACUCAGAACAACUCAAGAUGUGCUGGAGGAGUGGCUGUUAUGUCAGGGCUCUUGGCUCUACUUGGAGCCCAUCUUCAGCUCAGACGAUAUCAAUGAACAACUGCCUGUUGAGGGAAUGAGAUACCAACAAAUGGAAGAAAUAUGGAAGAGAAUCAUGAAAGGUGCUUUUGAUAACCCAAAGAUAAUUGAAUUCUGCCCUGGUCCUCACCUGUUAGACAAAUUGAAAAAGUGCAACGUGCUUUUAGAACAGGUGCAAAAGGGCCUCAGCGAAUACUUGGAGAUAAAGCGAAAUGCCUUCCCCAGGUUCUACUUUCUGUCAGAUGAUGAGCUUCUGGAGAUUCUUUCACAGACCAAAGAUGCCACUGCUGUACAGCCGCACUUGCGCAAAUGCUUUGAGAACAUUGCACGGCUUAAAUUCCAGCCAGAUCUACUGAUCACACACAUGUACUCUGGAGAAGGAGAGGAGGUAAAGCUAUCUGUGACUGUUAUGCCCAGCGGGAAUGUGGAGGACUGGUUGAGGUUGGUGGAAAAAUCUAUGACAGCUACAGUCAGGGAUUACAUUGAUCGGUCGCUCCAAGUUUACCCAGAGGUCUGUGAGUUUAACUUCAAAGCUGUGAAUUUUUUUCUUGUUCAGCUUGUUUAUUGUGCACUCUUGCCGUCUCAGAAACCUCGCGAAGAGUGGGUUUUAUCAUGGCCUGGGCAGGUGGUGAUAGCUGGCUGUCAGGUCUACUGGACUGCCGAGGUGUCAGAGGCUUUGGAGCAGGGGGACUUGACUGACCGUCUUUUUCCUCUACUCCAGAAACAGCUGGGUAACCUGGUGCACCUGGUGAGAAGUGGUGUAUCUAAAAUGCAACGAGCUGUACUCUCCGCCCUCAUUGUCAUUGAGGUGCAUGCUAAAGAUGUAGCAGCCAAACUGGUGGAGCUGGCAGUGUUGAGCGUCAAUGACUUUGAGUGGAUUAGUCAGCUCAGAUAUUACUGGGCUAGAGAGGACUUGUACAUCCGAGCGGUGAAUGCAGAGUUUUUGUAUGGAUAUGAGUACCUUGGAAACUCUGGACGUCUGGUCAUUACCCCCCUCACAGACAAAUGCUACCUGACCCUGACAGGUGCCCUUCACCUCAAGUUUGGAGGCGCUCCUGCAGGUCCAGCAGGCACAGGAAAAACAGAAACUACUAAAGAUCUGGGAAAGGCUCUUGCCAUCCAGACAGUUGUUUUCAACUGCUCUGACCAGCUGGAUUUUAUGGCAAUGGGCAAGUUCCUCAAAGGCUUGGCGAGCUCCGGUGCCUGGGCAUGUUUUGAUGAGUUUAAUCGUAUUGAUGUGGAGGUGUUGUCUGUGGUGGCACAACAGAUCACCACGAUACAAAAGGCCCAACAGCAAAGGGCAGAGAGGUUUUUUUUUGAGGGUUCUGAGAUUCCGCUUGUUCCCUCUUGUGCUGUAUUCAUCACGAUGAAUCCUGGUUAUGCUGGCCGCACAGAGUUACCCGACAAUCUUAAGGCCCUGUUUCGUCCAGUGGCCAUGAUGGUCCCUAACUUUGCCAUGAUAGCUGAAAUCUCACUGUACUCAUUUGGCUUCAGUGAUGCCAAAGUCCUUUCUCAGAAAAUCACCAGCACUUUCACACUCUCCUCGGAACAACUUAGCUCUCAGGAUCACUAUGAUUUUGGAAUGAGAUCUGUGAAGUCUGUAAUCUCAGCUGCUGGAAAUCUAAAGCGGGAAAAUCCCAAUAUGAAUGAGGAAUUGAUCUGCCUGAGGGCCAUCAAAGAUGUCAACGUGCCAAAAUUUUUACGAGAUGACCUGAAGCUCUUCAACGGCAUCGUGUCUGACCUUUUCCCAAAGACAAAACAGGAGCCAAUCGACUAUGGCACGCUUGAGGAAUCUAUGCGUAAUAUAUGCACAAAGAUGAACCUCAAAGAUGUGGAUGAAUACAUUGGUAAGUGUAUUCAAUUGUAUGAGACCACUGUGGUCAGACACGGUCUGAUGUUAGUGGGACCGUCUGGUUCAGGUAAAACCAAGUGUUAUGAGGUUCUUGGUGCGGCGAUAACAGCUCUAAAAGGCCAGCCCUCUGUCAGCGGUGAUCUGUAUGAGGCAGUUCAGACAUAUGUGCUUAACCCCAAGUCGAUCACUAUGGGACAGCUUUACGGGGAGUAUGACUUGCUCACGCAUGAGUGGACAGAUGGCAUUCUCUCGUCUUUAAUCCGGAUGGGUACUGCAGUGAUGGACAAUGAUAUAAAGUGGUACAUGUUUGAUGGUCCAGUAGAUGCUGUCUGGAUUGAAAACAUGAACACUGUGCUGGAUGACAACAAAAAACUCUGCCUUAGCUCUGGAGAAAUCAUCAAGCUCACUGAGUGCAUGACCAUGAUGUUUGAGGUGCAGGACUUGGCAGUGGCAUCACCAGCUACAGUGUCUCGCUGUGGCAUGAUCUACCUGGAGCCCAGUAUUUUGGGCCUCAUCCCCUUUACAGAGUGUUGGAUCCGGCAGGUCCCCAAAAUAAUGAGACCGUUCAAAAAAGAGCUCACUUCCUUGUUUGAGCAGUUCCUACAGGACUCUAUCAAUUUUAUUCGCAUAUCAGUAAAGGAGGUCAUCACAUCACUGGACAGCAAUCUGACCUGUAGUCUUCUAAAACUUAUGGACUGCUUCUUCAGUCCUUUCAACUUUAGUGAGGAAGACAAGCCACCACCCCGAAAUAAACUAGACCGUAUCAAGGAGCUGAUUGAGCCGUGGUUCAUUUUCUCCCUGGUUUGGAGUGUCGGUGCCACAGGCGAUACACCCAGUGCCCAGCGCUUUAGUGCCUGGCUCAGAAACAAGAUGUCAGAAGAAAAGAUUAAUUUAUGUUUCCCAGAAGAAGGCCUGGUAUAUGACUACAGGCUUGAUGAUGCAGGCAUAAGUCGCUGGAAUGAAGAAGAGGAAGAUAAAAAGGACAGAAAGGUGCAGUGGGUCAACUGGGUGAAUGAUGCAAAGAGUGUUGUAAUCACCCCAGAUACAAGUUACUCUGACAUCAUAGUGCCCACUGCUGACACCGUGAGAAUGACUUUCCUUAUGGAUAUGCUUUUGACCAAUAUGAAGCCUUUGCUUUGUAUCGGCCCCACCGGGACAGGAAAGACUCUUGCCUUGUCUGACAAGCUGCUAAAGAACAUGCAUCCGCAAUACGUCACGCACUUCCUCAUGUUUUCAGCACGCACCUCAGCCAACCAGACUCAAGAUUUUAUAGACAGCAAGCUGGACAAAAGGCGGAAAGGUGUGUUUGCGCCUCCUAAAGGCAAGUACUUCAUUUUCUUCAUUGAUGACCUCAACAUGCCAUUGUUGGAGACCUAUGGCGCCCAGCCGCCUAUUGAACUGCUGCGGCAGUGGAUGGACCACACUGGCUGGUAUGACAGGAAGCAGAUUGGGGCUUUCAAGCAAAUAGUGGAUAUCAAUUUCGCCUGUGCCAUGGGACCUCCAGGUGGAGGCCGCAACCCCAUCACACCGCGCUUCACACGACACUUCAGUUUUCUAUCCUUCACUGAACUGGAGGAUGCCAGCAUGAAAAAGAUUUUCUCUACCAUUUUAGGCAGCUGGAUGAAUGGAAACAUGAGUAAAAAGAAUCCAGGCAGAUCAGUGCCAGAAAUUGUGCCACUGAACAAUGCAAUCGUCAUUGCCACUAUCCGUGUGUACGCUACUAUAUGCACUCAGCUUCUCCCAACUCCUACAAAGUCUCACUACACAUUCAACCUCAGAGACCUGUCCAAGGUCUUCCAAGGUAUCCUCAUGGCUGAGACAUCCAUGAUAGAGAGCAAAGAGAUGCUGCUUCAGCUGUGGUACCACGAAAACUGCCGGGUUUUCCAGGACCGCUUGGUGUGUGCGGAAGACAGGGAGUGGUUCAGCUCCCUCCUGAAGGAAUUUAUUCAGGAGUUUGGCUGUGACUUUGACGUGGUCGUGCCAUGCCAGCCUGUUUUAUAUGGGGAUUUUAUGGUUCCCGGCGCGCUGCACAAAGUCUACACUUUCAUAGAUGACAAGGAAAAGCUGGAAGAUGUUAUGGUGGAGUACAUGGAAGACUACAACCAGAACUGCACACCCAAGAUGAAGCUCGUGCUCUUUAUGGAUGCGAUUCAGCAUGUUUGCCGAAUCAGCCGUGUCCUGCGCCAGCCACUGGGCAAUGCCCUGCUGCUUGGUGUGGGUGGCAGUGGACGACAGUCCCUCACUAAGCUUGCCUCAUAUAUAUCAGAGUACAAGUGUUUCCAGAUCGAGCUAUCAAAGAACUAUGGUCAGUUAGAGUGGCGGGAAGACAUUAAAAGCAUCAUGAUGAAGGCUGGCAUUCAUAACCAGCAGAUCACCUUCCUCUUCGUGGACACACAGAUUAAAAGUGAGUCAUUCCUGGAAGACAUCAACAGCAUUUUGAACUCUGGCGAUGUUCCGAAUUUGUAUGCAUCAGAUGAGCAGGAGCGCAUCCUGGCAUCAAUGAAGCCAGUGGUCCAAGAGUUGGCCCAGCAGCCAACCAAAUCAAAUCUUAUGGCUGCUUACCUUAAAAGAGUCCGCACAAACAUCCACACUGUACUCUGCAUGAGUCCUAUCGGGGAAGUGUUUCGUGCAAGACUGAGGCAGUUUCCUUCACUGGUAACAUGUUGCACCAUAGACUGGUUCAGUGCAUGGCCAGAUGAAGCUCUGCAAGCUGUGGCCACAUCGUUUCUUAAUGAGCUGCCCGAGCUAGAAGCUAGCCCUGAGGUCAUGGAUGGACUGACAGUUAUGUGCAUGAAGAUUCACCAGAAUGUAGCCAACAAGUGUGAACAGUUCCUUGCUGAGCUUUCUCGCCAAAACUACGUGACCCCUAAGAGCUACCUGGAACUGCUCAAUAUCUUCUCAAAUCUCAUUGGACGGAAGAAGCAAGAGCUGUGCCAUGCGCGUGAGCGCAUGAGGACUGGUCUGGACAAGCUUCUAAGCACAGCAGAGGAUGUGAGUAAGAUGCAAGAGGAGCAGGAGGUGAUGAGGCCACUUUUGGAGGAGGCGGCAAGGGAAACGGAGGUCACAAUGGAAACUAUCAAAAAAGACUCUGUGAUUGCAGAGGAGACACAGAAGUCAGUUCAAGAAGAAGAAGCAAAGGCUUCAGAGAAAGCCCGUGUAGCAGGGGAAAUUGCCAGCGAUGCGCAGAGGGAUCUAGAUGAGGCCCUUCCAGCCCUCGAAGCUGCAACCAACAGCCUUAAGUCACUCAACAAGAAUGAUGUCACUGAGGUGCGAGCCAUGCAGCGUCCUCCUCAUGGCGUGAAGCUGGUAAUUGAGGCUGUGUGCAUUAUGAAGGAUGCCAAACCUAAGAAGGUGCCUGGAGAAAAACCUGGAACCAAGGUUGAUGACUACUGGGAACCUGGCAAAGUAUUGCUGCAGGAUCCUGGCAAGUUUCUUGAUAGCCUUUUUGGCUAUGAUAAGGAAAACAUCCCGGAAAGAGUGAUUACUUUGGUGCAACCCUACAUAGAUAAUGAAGAAUUCCAACCUGCUGCCAUUGCCAAGGUUUCCAAAGCCUGUACCUCAAUUUGUCAGUGGGUUCGAGCCAUGCACCUUUAUCACUUUGUGGCCAAGGGUGUGGAGCCUAAAAGGCAAGCUCUCCAGGCAGCACAGGAGGAGUAUGAUGAGUCACAGAGAAGUUUGAAAGCUGCUAAAGAAAUGCAAGCGGCUGUGGAGAGUGGUAUUGCGGCAUUGCAGGCCAAGUACCAAGACUGCCUGGCCAAGAAAAAUGAGCUGGACAACAAGUAUCAACUGUGUGAGAUACGCCUGGUUCGAGCAGACAAGCUUAUAGCUGGACUGGCAGAUGAGAAAACACGCUGGAAAGAGACGGUGCAACAUCUGGAAUACAUGGUCAAUAAUGUGUCAGGCGAUGUGCUGAUGUCUGCAGGAUAUGUAUCAUACCUGGGGCCCUUCACCGGAUCUUACAGGGCAGCCAUGGGAGAGGAGUGGCUACGAUGUUUCAAGGAGUUAAACAUUCCACAUACUGAUGCACCCAACCUCAUGACCACUCUCGGAGAUCCUGUCAAGAUCCGCUCCUGGCAGCUAUCAGGUCUACCUAAGGACAACCUUUCAGUGGAGAAUUCUGUGAUUGCCCAGUAUUCGCUCCGCUGGAAUCUCUUCAUAGAUCCUCAAGGUCAAGCCAACACAUGGAUCAAAACCAUGGAGCGGGACAGUGGAUUGGAGAUUAUAAAGCUCAGUGACCGGGAUUUUCUCCGCAGUCUUGAAAAUGCAAUUCGCUUUGGCAAACCCUGCUUACUUGAGAAUAUAGAAGAGGACCUGGAUCCUGCUCUUGAACCUGUACUGCUGCAGCAGACAUUUAAGGAGCAAGGCAGCUUAAAACUGAAGCUUGGCGAUUCUACCAUCCCAUACCAUGAGAGUUUCAAGUUUUACAUCACCACCAAGUUACCAAACCCACACUACUCCCCAGAGGUUUCCACUAAAGUCACCCUCAUCAACUUCACACUGUCACCAAGUGGUUUGGAAGACCAGUUGCUGGCCCAGGUGGUGGCAGCAGAACGUCCAGAACUGGAAAUCGCGAAGAACCAGUUGAUCAUCAGCAAUGCCAAAAUGAAGCAGGAGCUGAAAGAUAUAGAGGAUGAGAUUCUGUUCCGUCUCAGCUCCUCAGAAGGGAACCCCGUGGACAAUCAAGAGCUCAUUCAAGUGUUGGAAGCUUCCAAAAUCAAAGCUGGCGAGAUUCAGGCUAAAGUGAUUGUAGCAGAGGAGACAGAGAAAGACAUUGACGCCACCCGUCUGACAUAUGUACCAGUGGCCGUGCGUACCCAGAUUCUUUUCUUCUGCGUAUCAGACUUGUCCAACGUUGAUCCCAUGUACCAAUACUCCCUGGAGUGGUUUCUUGGCAUCUUCAUGGUUGGCAUUGCCAACGCUGAAAGAGCAGACACGGUGGAGCAGCGAAUCGAGAACAUUAAUGAAUAUUUCACCUUUAGUCUGUACUGCAAUGUGUGUCGCAGCUUGUUCGAGAAGCACAAGCUCAUGUUUGCCUUUCUCCUUUGUGCUCGCAUCCUAAUGAAUGAUGGGGAAAUUGACAUGGCUGAGUGGCGUAACUUGUUAUCUGGAGGGAUGCCCAACCAGGAACUUGCCAACCCAGCCGUAAGCUGGCUGUCGGACCGUGCCUGGAAGGACAUCCUGGGCCUCAGUGUUCUUGAGACCUACAGAGACCUUGCAUCGACAUUUGACAAACAUCUGCCUGGCUUCAAAAACAUUUUUGACAGCAACAUUCCUCACAGAGAGCCUCUCCCUGGAGAGUGGGACACAAAGCUAGACCGCUUUCAAAAGCUGUUAGUUCUGCGCUGCCUGAGGGCUGACUGUCUGGUUCAAGGCAUACAGGACUUUGUCUCCGUUAAGCUGGGACAGCGCUUCAUAGAACCUCAGACAUCAGACCUAUCGGUGGUCUUUAAGGAGUCGUCCCCCUCCUCUCCCCUCAUCUUUGUUCUGUCUCCGGGCACUGACCCAGCUUCUGAUCUUUACAAGUUUGCUGAUGCCAUGCACUUCUCCAAGAAAAUGACUGCAAUCUCCCUGGGCCAAGGCCAGGGCCCCUUGGCUGAAGCCUUGAUGCGCACCGCCAUGGAAAGAGGUCAAUGGGUCUUCUUUCAGAAUUGUCAUUUGGCACCCAGCUGGAUGCCGUCACUGGAGAGCCUUAUUGAGAACAUCGACCUAAAGGUACACAAAGAUUUUCGUUUGUGGGUCACAAGUCUUCCCAGCAACCGGUUCCCAGUGUCCAUUCUUCAAAAUGGGACAAAGAUGACCAUUGAGCUGCCCAAGGGCAUUAAGGCAAACCUACAGAAAACCUACCUGAAGCUCACAAAUGAUUUUAUCAACUCCUCUAACAAGGUAUCACACUUGAAGUCGUUGCUCUUGUCUCUGUGCUUGUUCCACGGAAUUGCUCUUGAGCGAAGGAAGUUUGGCCCAUUGGGCUUCAAUAUUCCCUACGAGUUCACCGAUGGUGAUCUGAACAUCUGCAUCAGCCAACUCAGAAUGUUUCUGGACGAGUACAAUGACAUACCUUACAAGGUGCUAAAAUACACUGCAGGGGAGAUCAAUUAUGGGGGCCGUGUGACAGAUGAGUGGGACAGACGCUGUCUGCUUAGUGUGCUGGAAGAUUUCUACUGUCCCGGUGUUCUCCAAGAGGAUCAUGUUUACUCUCAAUCUGGAGUUUACCGGCAGAUUGAAACAAAUGUGGAUAUCAAGGGUUACUUGGCAUACAUCCACAGUCUGCCCAUCAAUGAUACACCUGAGAUCUUUGGUCUCCAUGACAACGCUAACAUCAGCUUUGCACAGAAUGAGACGUUUGCUCUGCUGGGAUCUGUACUGCGUCUCCAGCCUCGAACUGCAUCUGCUGGAGGCAAGACCCUGGAGGAGAUAGUGGAGGAGAUAGUAGCAGGCAUCGUGGUAAAGGUCCCACAGCCUUUUGAUGUUGGGGAGAUGAUGGAAAAGUACCCUGUGCUCUACGAGGAGUCCAUGAACACAGUGCUCAUGCAGGAGGUCAUCAGAUACAACAAUCUGCUGGAGGUCAUCGCUCAGAGUCUCAGUGAUAUUGUGAAGGCUCUGAAAGGUUUAGUGGUGAUGUCAUCAGAACUGGAGCUAAUGGCCAACAGCCUGUUCAACAACGGUGUGCCUGAUAUGUGGAAGGCUAAGGCCUACCCCUCUCUCAAGCCUCUGGCCUCCUGGAUGUCUGACCUGCUGCAGAGGAUCCGUUUUCUUCAAGGCUGGAUCUCGAACGGAAUUCCACCUGUCUUCUGGAUUAGCGGCUUCUACUUCCCUCAAGCUUUUCUCACGGGAACCCUGCAGAAUUAUGCCCGUCGCUUUGGCAUCUCCAUCGACACCAUUGGAUUUGACUUUGAGGUUGUAUUAAAAGCAGUGUGCGAUAUAGACGAAAAGCCAGACACAGGCUGCUACAUCAAUGGUUUAUUCAUCGAGGGUGCUCGCUGGGAUAAUAAUGCCGCUCAGCUCACAGAAUCCAGACCGAAGGAGCUCUACACAGAAAUGGCUGCCAUCUGGCUAAUCCCCACACCCGAACGUAAACCUCCGAGCUCCGGGAUCUACAUCUGCCCCAUUUACAAGACACUGACACGCGCUGGAACGCUGUCUACUACCGGGCAUUCUACCAACUAUGUGAUUGCAGUAGAGCUGCCUACAGAUCUCACUCCAGGACACUGGAUCAAACGAGGAGUGGCCCUCAUUUGUGCUUUGGACUAUUAAAAUCACAAUCUGAGCCGGAAAUGUACAGUGCAAAGGUCUUGAGUCACCAGUUGCUUUUUUUUUUGUUUUGUUUUAACCUUUUUCACAGCACUCAACAUAAAAUAAUAAAAGAUACACUUAGCAGAUACACUUUAAAAAAAAACUACAAUAAUGAAAAAAAACAUUCAUUACAUUUUGGUGAGGAAAUGUGAGUAUACAGUAACUUAUUUUCAACUUUUGAGUAACUUUGGUAUUGAUGGAGCUGUCCACCCAUGAGCCUCAUAACGGCACUGCCCAUCUGUUCAUCUUUCUCAAAGAACAAGGAAGUUCCUUGUUCAAACACAAAUAUGGCCCUGAAAGAUAGAAUUUGUCUUACUGUAUAUAUGGUCGUUACAGAAUUGCUACACAUACAGUAUAAUGUAGUGGUACCUUGACUUACGAGUGCACCGAAUUUGCAGUUUUUCAAAUUAUAAGCCCUGCUUGGUCGAUUUUUUAAAAAAUUUUUAUUUUUUUUGUUGCGAGCCAAAUUUUGACUUACGAGUGAUCUUCAGAUACGCUGCCGCUGAAGUGAAGUGGGGAAAAAAAGGAGAGCCAUGGUCGCAAAUGCGCUUUCACCGCAUGUAUUGAAUAGCGAAAACAGUCAAACGCACAAAAACAAAAUGAAAACACUUGCAAGGAGCAUGGAGAAGAUGCUAACACUGAACUAAGCUUGUGGGAAAAGGCCGAUCUGUCAGACUGCAGCUCCAAAUGUACAGUUUGUGUGCAUGACCUUUGGCUUAAAUACACUUCAUAAAACCAGUUUUUGUUUACAUUCUGUUUUAUUAUGUUUUUAUAUUUUUAUUUUACAAUAGUCCACAAAAACAUUUUUAAAAAAAAGAAACGUGAAUAUUUCUUCACCAAAUUGGAAAAAAAAAAUUUAAAACAUUUUUUUUUUUUUUAAUCUGCAAAUAGGUCAGUCCCUGGUGCCAAUUUGAGUUAGGAACUUGGUCCUGGAAUGAAUUAAACUCGUAAGUCAAGGUAGAACUGUAUAUAACGGUGGCCAAAGACAUUUGU